This is a messenger RNA of Euleptes europaea (tarantolino), 2113 nucleotides long. RefSeq names its product zinc finger and SCAN domain-containing protein 2-like. The coding region runs from base 1 to 2112 and encodes 703 amino acids. Lineage: Eukaryota; Metazoa; Chordata; Lepidosauria; Squamata; Sphaerodactylidae. Gene Ontology annotation, biological process: regulation of transcription by RNA polymerase II. The transcript is spliced from 3 exons. Gene Ontology annotation, cellular component: nucleus. Gene Ontology annotation, molecular function: DNA-binding transcription factor activity, RNA polymerase II-specific; RNA polymerase II transcription regulatory region sequence-specific DNA binding. The record is from RefSeq and is a predicted model, not a curated record.
AUGGAGGAACAUGGCCCAGCCGCAAGACCCUUUCGAAAGGAGCGACUAGAAGCAGGAGGGGAAACUUCUCAUGCUACCCAAGUUGGAACCAUCGGGGAGUUUCUGUCUUGGGCAAAUCAACACCAGAUUAAGCAGGAGCCAGAAGAGGGGCCGGAGUACCGCUGGGUGUGGCAGAAUUUUGUGAAGGCGGCGCAGGCCCCUCGCUCAAGGCGGAAAAAAACGCCUCAGCCUCAGUCAGGGAAAGGGCUGAGGGAACUUCCGGCCUCCUUCAAGGCAGCCGACACCAGCCAGGGGCUCAGGAAACAGGGCAUGACCCAAACCCUGCCAUGUCUCGGUGGGAAAGCUUGUGAUCAGCUCAUUUCCUCCGUAAAAGUGAAGGAAGAGACGGUGGAUGAGGAGGAGCCCAUCAGCUUGGAGACGGAGCGCCAGCGGUUCCGGCGGUUCUGCUACCAGGAGGCCGAGGGCCCUCGAGAGGUCUUCAUCCAGCUCCAGCAACUUUGUUAUCAGUGGCUGAAGCCGGAGAAGCACACCAAGGAGCAGAUCCUGGAGCUGCUGGUGCUGGAGCAGUUCCUCAUUAUCCUGCCCCCGGAAAUGCAGAGCUGGGUCAAGGAGUGCAUGCCGGAGAGCUGUGCCCAUGCGGUGGCCCUGGCAGAGGACUUCUUGCAGCGGCCACAGGAGGCGGAAGGCCUGGAAGACAAGAUGUCAUGGCCUUUGGAAGACUUGGCUGUUAGUUCCCCAAAGUCGAAGCAAGAUCCAUCAGAGACGGUGAAAGUGCAGCUGUCUGCAGAGGCCGAGGAAGAGAGUGGCGGAGACACCAACUUUCUGGGCAACGGCCAAGUGUACGAAAACAAGGAGGAGAGCUUCCCUUUCGAAAGACACCCACAAGUAGGCGUCAGUGGACUGUCCUUGGCAAGAUUCAAUGGGAAUUUUUUCCAGGUCUGUGAGCUGGAAGAGAUGCCUGGAAGUCAGCAGAGGCAACAGAACUGCCAGGAAAACCAGACAGCCAAGCAAGCUUUCCUUAGCGGUGAAAGUGACCGAGCCUUACCAGGGGGUACCUUUCAGGAGGGGAGCCGAAAAGCAAAGAGGAAACGGGCCGGCCCCAAUUGGGAAGCAGUGUUACGACGGAGCUUUGACUUUCCAAGGAAUCAGAAAAUGCCAAAGUUGUAUACAUGCACGUAUUGUGGAAAAAUCUCUAACAACAGUGCGCACAUGAUAAUACAUGAGAGGACACAUACCGGUGAGAAACCAUAUAAAUGUUCAGAGUGUGGGAAGUGCUUCAGUACAAACUGUAACCUCAUGAAGCACACGAGAGUCCACACAGGCGAGAAGCCAUAUAAAUGCUUGGACUGUGGGAGGAGUUUCAGUGACAAAGCCUCCCUUAUCGUACACGAAAGAACCCAUACGGGAGAGAAACCUUAUGAGUGCCCAGAGUGCGGGAAAAGCUUCACCUCAAGCUCCAACCUCAUAACACACAAACGGGUCCACACGGGUGAGAAACCUUACAAAUGCAAUGAGUGCGGGCAAAGCUUUGUGCACAGGCCACAGCUUGUCAUACAUAUCCGGACGCACACGGGGGAGAAGCCGUAUGAAUGCCUAGAGUGUGGCAAAAGCUUCAAUCAGAAAGCCGAUCUCAUUAUCCAUGUGAGGACCCAUACGGGAGAAAAGCCGUACGAAUGUGCCGAGUGUGGAAAGAGCUUCAUUUCUAGCUCGUACCUUAGGAAACAUGAACGGCUGCACACGGGGAAGAAAACUCAAGCCGGGGAAGAAACCCACACAUGUACAUACUGCCGGAAAAGCUUCAUCAGCCGAUCCAAACUUCUCAUCCACGAGCGAACGCACACAGGAGAGAAGCCGUUUGAGUGUGGCGAGUGCAGGAAAAGCUUCAGCACGAGUUCAAACCUUGUCAAUCACAAAAGGGUACACACGGGAGAGAAACCCUACCAGUGUUUAGAUUGUGGGCAGAAGUUCAGUACUAACUCGAACCUCGUCAAUCAUAGGAGGGUGCACACAGGAGAGAAACCAUACGAAUGCUCAGAUUGUGGGCAGAGCUUUGGUCAUAAAGCAUCUCUUAGGAGGCACAAGAGAAUCCACUCAAGAGAGACAGCCACUUGAG